GGUCAAUGAUUUGAAGACUGGUAAUCUGGUAGGAAUCGACAAAUAUGGAAACAAAUACUACGAAGACACGAGAAACUUCUUUGGUCGACACAGAUGGGUCAUAUAUACUGAGGAGAUGAACGGCAAAAAUACGUUUUGGGAAGUGGAUGGCAGCAUGGUGCCCCCAGAAUG
Messenger RNA from Acanthisitta chloris (rifleman), 171 nucleotides. Its product is annotated as NADH dehydrogenase [ubiquinone] 1 alpha subcomplex subunit 12-like. The record is from RefSeq and is a predicted model, not a curated record. Gene Ontology annotation, biological process: mitochondrial respiratory chain complex I assembly; response to oxidative stress. The annotation marks the transcript as partial. Lineage: Eukaryota; Metazoa; Chordata; Aves; Passeriformes; Acanthisittidae. Gene Ontology annotation, cellular component: membrane. The transcript has 2 exons.